AUUUCCAAAAACUACAGAUCCUCCCACGAUAAAAACACGUUUCCCUGCCAGUAAAGAUUUGAAAGAAGGAGAAAAACUCAGCAGCCACUUUGACUGUGAAGCUGAGGGAAAUCCUCCCCCGAAAACUGUGUGGUUAAAGGAUAGCAAAGAGUUUGAUUCAUCCAAAAUACUGAUGAGAGGAGAUGGAGGAGUCUACCAGCUUAAAACUGUGAACAAAUUGGGAUCUGCAACUGCGACUGUGACAGUCACUGUGGGGUAUGAGCCCAGUGUAAUAAACCCUGCAGAAGAAAGUGUGCCUGUUGUGAAAGGGGACAGCGUUGUUUUUAACUGCACUGCUGAAGCUAUCCCAUCCCCUACAUACACGUGGAAACACCCUGAAGCUGAUAAUGUGAACACCACGACGAGGGAUAAUGUGUCCACUUUGACUAUCACAGGAGUCUCCUCUAGCAAUGAGGGUGUUUAUGAAUGCCAUGCUUGGAACAUACAUGGAAAUUCCACAAGGAAAGUUACAGUUAUAGUCAUAGAUUACCUCCUUCCAUUAAUAGCAGGAGUUGCAGCACUAUUUGUUCUUCUUAUUCUAAUAUUAAUAAUUGUCCUGUACCGUAUGUACUACAAACGCCAUAAAACAGGAGAGUACAGCCUCAAAGCAGGGAAACCUUCAAGUGCAAAUGGCAGCAUGGCACAUAAUGGAAAGGGGGCUGAAGAAAUACCCUUAACACCAAUAUGAACCCACCGAAAAGGACGUUUGUCAUCCACCUGCCUACCGUUCUCCCAAACUCUCACAAACCCAGCCAAGCACAGUAUGUAUAAUUAAAGAAUUAACUGCCUACAUCAAACUUCCAAACAUGCUUGACUUUAUGAAGGAGCCGCAUUGCUGUCAGUGAUCCCUGGACCUCUGGCUUGCAAGUGCAGUGCUAAGGUCAUGCUCUGGGGCGAUGCUCUACUACAGUGAAAGACAGAAGGCAUGUGGAGCUUGUGUUUGCUUCUUCAUGAAGACAGGCACAUGUCCUCAUGUUUGCUCGCUCAGAGGGAUUUAUUUACCUUGCAGAGCGACAGGUUUGAACCCAAGCAUAAAAACAAAGCCUUGUCUGGAAAAGAGCCCUUGUAUUUAUACUCGCUUCUGCUCAUGUGCAGUAUCAGCAUUGGCAAGGACCCAAUAGAAUUCCAGAGCAGGCUCCUCUUUGUGAUGUCAUCAACGGUUUCUUAAACAAUCCUUUUACAGAAUCACGAAAUAGCGAGGGAACACUGCUACGAAUUCCUGCUCUUAACUGCAUGUGUUUUUAUUGGGAUCUAAAUAAUGCUACUGUGAUAUUUUUUCCCACUGCCUGCCGUAAUCUCUUAUAACGGAUACAGUCUGCCUGCCUGUCUUUUCAGGUCUGUCUGUUUUUAUAUGUCUCUCUCCCCAAUAGUAUGGAGCUGG
Molecule: messenger RNA, 1420 nt
Organism: Polyodon spathula (Mississippi paddlefish)
Lineage: Eukaryota; Metazoa; Chordata; Actinopteri; Acipenseriformes; Polyodontidae
Product: intercellular adhesion molecule 5-like
Exons: 3
Coding region: 173-727 (184 amino acids)
Biological process (GO): cell-cell adhesion
Cellular component (GO): cell-cell junction
Molecular function (GO): cell adhesion molecule binding
Source: RefSeq, a predicted model, not a curated record